Aegilops tauschii subsp. strangulata is the source of this 1086-nucleotide messenger RNA. The record is from RefSeq and is a predicted model, not a curated record. Lineage: Eukaryota; Viridiplantae; Streptophyta; Magnoliopsida; Poales; Poaceae.
AUGAACCUCGUGGCUAUUGUCCCUUCCUCAUCCCCCAACCAUGGCAUCAGUAAGAGCAUCUCCAGCCGCGCCUCCAACAGGCCCAGUCACCCCCCAGAAGCCCUUUUUCGCCGGCUCGGGUCGAAACUGGUGCCGGCGGACCCAGGCAGAACCCGGCGCCCCGGGGGGCGCCUGGGCGCCGGCACAAGCCAAAAGGGCGCGUGGGUCCGCCCUGUCGGCGAGUCGAGCGCCUCUUCCCGCCGUUUCUUCCCGCUUUCCCCCACUUCCCUCCCAUUUUCUCCAUUCCUCCCGCCGAUCUCCCUCCCGCUCGCCUCCCAGCCGGCCGCCAUGCCAUCGAAGAAGUACGUCGUCCUCCACGCCGCGGCAACCGCGACCACCUCCGUCACCCAGCCGAAGCAGAGGAAGCCGAGGGCGCCAUCGUCCAAGCCAACGGGCAUGACAAACGCCGAGUGGAGGGCGGAAGUUCAGCGACGGGAGGCUGUCACCGCCGACCGGCGGAACAGGGCCAUCGCUAAGAAGGCCCGUGACAAUGUGGCAUGCGCGACUGCGGCUGCCGCUUCGGCGGACCAAGCCGAGGCCGAGGCGACUCGCGCGGGGAUGAUGAAUCCACCCGGCAGCCACGCCCAGUACGCGCCCUGGGGCCAACAAGGCGUCGGCUCUCCGUCGCAGCAGCCAUGGGGAUCGCCCUCGCCGGGCUACGCCGACGGGGACGCGCACGGUGGGUUCAACCCAAACCCCGCCUACGCUUCCUCCCCGACGCCCCCUCUCUGCCGUGGCGCGCUGCCCUUCUCGCACCUCGGCGACACCGACCUGGCUUUCCUGCUGGGCGGGGCGGACAUGCUCCAGAGCAACGACGAGGCGUUCAAGGCGUGGUACUUGGCGGAGCAUGGCCUCAUCCUGAACCAGCUUCCCUCGAGGACGCCGCCCACGCCCACGCUCACGCCGACACCCCUGCCAAGCCCGAGCGAUGAUGCUGCCGAGACUCCCCGCAGCACAGAAGCCACGCCGACGCCGCCAAGCACAGAGACCCUGCCUAGCCCGCGCACGCCGACUUCGCCGACGCCGGAGGCCGACCUCGCCGUCUGA